GUAAGGUGAACAUCCGUACAGCAUGAAGUGAUCAUUACUCUCCCCGAGCGUUGUGGUUGCGUUAUUUACACCAUGACUUGAGAAUGCGAAGCAAUAAAUGUGUUGGAACUAAUGCCGGACAAUGCUCUCGCACUAAAAGUAUUCACUUAAGGGAAAGUGAAAGGUUUAUAACUCUGACAUCAAGAGGCGGUUCAUCACUCUGACAUAACUUCUUUUUUUUAACAGGGCACAACUAAGGGAAGAUUAUGGCUCCUUCUCCUCUGCACGUGUUUAAAAAGGAGACAGGAUUUUCUCAGGAAAGUCAGCCUCAAAUCCUGGUCUGUGGUUUGUUGGUGGCUGGGGGAGCCUUCCUGCUACUGGUGCUGCUCACAUUUCUCUGUAAUAACUGUCAAAGAAACAACAAAGAAAAGAAAGUCAAGAUUGACGGUGUGAAGUUAGUUGGUAUGUCCGUAGGGCGCAUACAACAGCUUCGACCUGUUAAUACACCUGAACUGGGAGCACGCAAUCUUAACAGAGUGUCUUACCAUGGUGAAAAUGGCCUCAGAAGCUGGUCAGCUAGUAUGGAUUAUCUACAUCUACCAGGAACAGAACAUUUAGAGGACGAAGCAGGUGAGGAGGGAAAUUCAAGAAUUCAACAGACCAGAGAGUUACCCAGACUUCCUGGAAAUAAUUACAAAGGAGGAAACCUGCCUGCUUUGAGAACAACAGCUGAUAUGGAUUGUAUCUAUGCCAAUGCAGAAAAAUAUCCUUGUCAAGAGAACUCUAUUGAAGACACAUUGUAUGAAAGUGUUGGAACAAAGCACGAAGUAGAUUAUAAUAAUCAUCAACAUGUUAGGCAAUCAAAACCUGAAUAUAGAGCUAAUGAAAUGGAAGCAUCUUUCAUGCCUCAAAGACAACUUGCACAAGGUUUGCAGGAGCCAGCGGAAAACAUGGACGCACCAGAAUAUGCCUCAAUUCGGAAAAUGAAGAAGAAAGAAAAGACAUUCAAUCUGGAGGGUGUACAGGAACAACAACCAAGAACAAAUGUAACAAAUGGUUGUGUGUUGUUACCAGGACCUAGAAACUAUGGGAAACAAUUAAGAAUUGAAGAAAAACCUACCUUUUUACAGAAUAAGAAUCACAGUUCUGCGAUACAAGGCAGCCUGAAAUCUAUCACAGAAUGUGAAGCAACAAAAUCCCGAAAAGAAUGUAGGGAGGAGAGAAUUCCAUGCGCCAAUCUAACUGAAGGAUGGCCAAAUGCUGAUAAUGCCUGGUUUAAGGGAAAAGGUUACAGUUUCAACAAAUCGCAUGAACAACUCCAUUCACUCACAGAUGAAGAGAUUGCAGCAAUGUAUUCCAAGGUGGUUAAAAAAAGUCCCAGAAAGGAAAUACCAUUAUCACUGAAUCCAGGACUCCAAAAAGAAGGCAAGUUGAAUCAUCACUUCUGGUCAACUGGGAAUUUAAAUGAAGAAGAAUCAGAAUAUGAGUCCAUCAAGAGCCCACGGUGGCACUCAGGCACUCAGAUAACAGGGGAUGAACCUGAUUAUGCCUCAGUCAAUGAGAGGACCUGGGGAAUGAAAUUCAGAAAUGAAGGAGGAGGAAGAGGAAGAGAAGAAGAAGAGGAGGAGGAGGAAGAAGAAGAACCUGACCCAGGCUACGAAGCAAUUAACAUAAAAUGGAAGAAAAUUAAUGUUGCUAUUAAGAGUGGCAAAAUACAGAAGAUUGCACGUGAGGCACAAACAGAAAACUAUUAUGAAAGCAUCAAUGAACUGCAGCAGAGCCGUACCCAUACACGAGUACUAACUUCGGGUGAUGGCAAAGAGGUCUAUGUAACAGGACUGUAGAUGUGCAUUUCAAAGGAUGGAGUAAAACUCCACUUGCAGUUGUCAUUUAACUGACAAGUUCCUUUUCU
Hemiscyllium ocellatum (epaulette shark) is the source of this 1891-nucleotide messenger RNA. Its product is annotated as phosphoprotein associated with glycosphingolipid-enriched microdomains 1-like. Bases 246 to 1823 code for a protein of 525 amino acids. Lineage: Eukaryota; Metazoa; Chordata; Chondrichthyes; Orectolobiformes; Hemiscylliidae. The transcript has 8 exons. The record is from RefSeq and is a predicted model, not a curated record. Gene Ontology annotation, cellular component: plasma membrane; membrane raft. Gene Ontology annotation, biological process: negative regulation of T cell activation; intracellular signal transduction.